AUGUUUGGUAUCUUUUGCUGCCCGGACAUAAAGCCUUAUCGUCCCGAGUUGCUUGACCAUGCGCCUAAAUUCACGGCAUUUCUGAAUUGGGCCCGCCACCGUACGUCAUGUCUAGUACUGGACGACGGCUUCUCGCUUGUCAGCAGCGCACCGUACGCUGUUCAGUUCGUGAGACAGGUCAACAAUGGGCUGCAAGAGGUGAUCAGAUACUUCGUUCCAACUACCAAUGGACUUAAGUAUAUGGAAGCUACUGAAAACGAUCUUCUAAGGGCGAAUUUCGAGAAACUGAACGCGUACAUGAACUUCAAGUGUGAAGUUCAUAAUAAAUUUUAUGAAGUCAACUUGUAUCAGAAGAACCCCACCAACGCGCAUCACCGGCUGGUCAACCUUGCACAGCCAUCUAAAGAGAUUGACCUCGCGUUUCGACAACGGGGUGCUGAGACUGAGUCUUUCAAGGGAGAUGAAGUGAAGGAAAGAGAGAAUAGAUGGGGACCUUUAUCUUCCGUCGUACAACGCAAAAACUUCCUAAAGACUCUUCAGGAGAGUAGUAAAUCCGCAAUGGCCGAAGAAAGAAAACGCCGCCCUUCCCAUGCAGGCAAGCAACUCGCUGCUCAGCCAAAUACCGCAGCCUUAAAGACGGUCCUUCAGUUUCUACUUCCGACAGUCAGAAUAAGCCGUUCGAACCCACUCUUAUCUCUGCUGUCCCUUGAUUGGAUUAACGAAAAGCUAGGCCUUGGCCUUGAAUUCGAGGAUCUCUGGUGGGCCGAGUUGACCAGCUCAAAUAUUAUCAUCCUUAUUACUGAGUGUUUUGAAAUGGCUGACAGUGACUCUGUCGACCUCGCGGAAGUUGAAGAUUUGGUGGUCCGGGCAAUGCACAACACGGAUACCUUCGCAAACCAGAAACGCCCUGGGCGAGUCAGGCUUCAGGAGAUUAUCGGUAAAGUCCUUGAGUGUGGCCGUACGGUACGUUGGCAGUACAAGUUCAGGGACAACAUUACUUGUGUGUUGCAGGCCGGUCCUAGCAAGGAGCUCCUUGAGCAAUGUCGGCGCAGGGAUGAGGCGUUGCAACAGGAUACGAGCGAUCAAAAUAUCUAUGGGACUAAUAAAUUUUAUGCCGAAGGAGUAACUACGACACCUACUUCAGACUAUUCUUAUAGUCACCAUCACUUCGACUAUAAUUACGUUUCCGAACCAAUGAAAGACCUCACGGACUGUGACAAUGAGUGUAGAUUUUGGGGGAACUGUGACUAUUAG
Molecule: messenger RNA, 1254 nt
Organism: Ilyonectria robusta
Lineage: Eukaryota; Fungi; Ascomycota; Sordariomycetes; Hypocreales; Nectriaceae
Exons: 3
Coding region: 1-1254 (417 amino acids)
Source: RefSeq, a predicted model, not a curated record